Drosophila nasuta is the source of this 393-nucleotide messenger RNA. RefSeq names its product selenoprotein BthD-like. The transcript is spliced from 2 exons. Lineage: Eukaryota; Metazoa; Arthropoda; Insecta; Diptera; Drosophilidae. Bases 1 to 393 code for a protein of 130 amino acids. The record is from RefSeq and is a predicted model, not a curated record.
AUGCCCCCGAAACUCUUUCGUCGCCGCGCCGAGGAGUUGCAUGAGGCAUUGCAAACACGUCUGCAAGAUGCCGGCCAGCAGUUCCAACUCCAGUUGCAGCUUAACGCUCUGGGGCCUCCGAGACGCGGUGCCUUCGAGCUAUCCUUCGCCAUCCAACCCACAACAGUUGUGAGCGAGCAGCGUCCGCUUUGGUCUGGUCUAAAGCGUACGCCACGCGCUCAAAAGUUUCCCGAUCCGGAUGCCAUGUGUCAACAAAUCAUUGAAGCUUACGAGGAGCUAGCAAAACAUAAGACGAACAAGCGCAAGCGUGAAUCCAACACAUCCCCGUCAAGCUCGCCAACCACAGCACCAUCCACAUCCACAUCAGCGAAACGCCGUAAGAAGGAAAAGUAA